UCAGGUCUGACAGUGGCACAUCGUCUAUCAGCCAGUCGACAUGAGGACUAGUGGCCGGGCAUGUGGUUGAUCUGUUCGACAGCAACAUGGGCAUUUUGCUGCACGACCGCUGCAUUAGUUGGUUUUAUUUGCGCAAAUUGGCAAUUUGUCUUAUUACGCUCGUGACUCUGUUGGCCGUUUCCGUUUUAUACACACCUGUACUUCGAGAAGGAUAUCUUUUAGCAGGGUUGCUGGGACCGUUUCAAUCAACUUGUAGUCACGCUGCUGACCGAAGAGGUCCCAAUCAAAAGAUCGUCACCUAUUCCCUUUAUGGCAACUUCUCACGGGAGGAUCACGUUAAAAAAUACGUCAUUCCGUUUGGAGAGACUCUCAAGUCGGUCCCCUCGAUUUAUCCAGGGUGGACUGUAAGAAUUUAUCACAAUCUGCAAUCCGACGACAAGGAAAGUUGGGAAACGUUCAACCGCCAUUUGGACAUCGGAAGUCACGUCGAUAUUUGCAACGUCACCCAAGUGCUGGAAAAUCGAAAUUUAGAAAAGAAUCCAAGUGCGGCGACCUGGCGUUGGCUAACUAUGAUCGAUGACAUGGUGGACACGGUAAUGUCUCGAGACUCUGACAGUCGAAUAAUACCUCGUGAAGAAGAUGCCGUUCAUGAGUGGCUGACGAGCGACAAGAUUUUCCACAUUAUGAGAGACCAUCCUUGGCAAUGCGUCAAUAUUCUAGCGGGUAUGUGGGGAGUCAAACUCAGCCAGGAUCGUGCACACAUUGCCGGUGUGUUCCAGGAGAUUUUUAAAUUGACGCAUAAUCACAACUACGGCUACGACCAAGCUCUGUUGACGGACUACAUUUGGCCUUUUGCGCGAUUAAACAUGGUGUCUCAUGACAGUUACUGCUGCAGAAAUUUUCCAUUCACCAAGCCGUACCCGACGCCAAGAAGUAAGGACGGCCUUUUCAUCGGCGGGCGAGAUAAUCCAAAAGAGGCCCUCAGGUCUCCCUGUCCGGUCGAAUGCCGCCCAGUAAACGCCACAUCCGAGUGGGACUAUUGUUGAGCUAAUAUUUUUUUAAAUGUUUACGGCAAUCCUAUGUGAAUAAAUGGCUUAAUUAAUAAUAAAAUUUGUGUUAUUCAUAAA
Molecule: messenger RNA, 1127 nt
Organism: Daphnia pulicaria
Lineage: Eukaryota; Metazoa; Arthropoda; Branchiopoda; Diplostraca; Daphniidae
Exons: 5
Coding region: 87-1046 (319 amino acids)
Source: RefSeq, a predicted model, not a curated record